CCAAGUCCAUCAUUCUGCUCGAAGCAUUUGGUGAUUGGUUGGGCGGCGAUCAGAAGUGCCACUACAAAGGAUUCUUUUGGGAAACAAAAAUCCAAUGCAUUUGAGAUUUUGGAGGCCGCAGCAUUUGUCUAUUGUUGUCUUGUGUUUGGUUGCACACGUGACACAUUUCCUUUUCUGCAAGCGUUUCCAAAACUCUGGGAAACUUUUGUCACCCACAAAGUACACUUGUACGGGAUUGAUUGAUACGAAACAUUGGAAAGCCUUCCAAGAACGUGUCUAGGUUUUCAGACUUUGCAGGUUGCCGUGGAAAGUGGUUUAGAGAGUAUGUCGAGUUGCGUGCGCAGUAAAAUUGAGUGGCAAUCCAGCGUCAAUCCUGCGGGAAACCGUUUGGAAUACAUUGAUGGGCAUUUGAGCUUUUUGGGAAGUCCAGUUGAAGGGAUGCCUUCUCAAACUUUGCUUGAGCGCUCAGGAAGCUCGAACAAGCUAAAAGUCAUCGAGGAAUUGAGUACCCAAAUUAGAGGCUUACAAACAGAGUUGGAAAAGGCAUAUGAAGAAAUUGAACGAUUGAAAAGGUUUAGGAAGAGUCCAGAAGGCGUGGAACAGGUGAAGGGUGUGACCUCGGAAGAAUUUUUAUCGCAAGGUGUAGGAUAUCGCAGUGUUUCGGAUUACUAUUUAGCGCAGAGUAGAAAAAACAUACUGACUAGAAAGAGAAGUUUUCCAAAUAUGUCUUAUAGUAACUCAGAGGGUAACUUGCAAAAGUUGCAACAAUCCGAAAGCUUGAAGCAACCCUCUUAUCAGUCUUUGUCUAGAAAUGGUUCCGUUGACUUUUUGGAGAAAAACAAUCAUUCGUUGAGUAACGCCAUGAAGAAAAGCCAAGCGCAUAUGACGUCGGCAAAUGACAAAUCCAUUAAGAAAUCGGGUCGCGUUAAGGAUUCUUUUGCAGCUUGCUACACAGCUGACUUGAAGAACAGCGUCGCUUCCGUUUCAGAGGUAUCUGAUCCUCUGCAAGUAAGUGAACCAGGAAUAGCAAAGUCAGAUUUCAGUCACAGUUGUUUUCGCGCACCUAUUGCUUCAGCUUUGCAGGUGAAUGGUCAAUCAAGUAAUGAGAAAGAAUGGAUAUGGAAUGGAAGCGCAUUUUCCGAAUCGACCAGUUUGGAUGAAAUAGUUGAUAGUCCUUUUGGGGAGAUGCGUAGAGAUUCUUUUACCUACUCCGAUUUAAGUGGAGCGGAGUGUUUUUCGGACGAUGUCGACUCACUCUCUCUUGGUUCGAUCUUGGAUGAUGUAACGAUUAAUACAGACGAGCCGAUUUGGUCAUUCGGUCAUCUGUAUUCUGAUUUGCAACUCUAGUUAUAUUUCGAUAAAUGAAAAGUGAUUGAAUAAAUGAAAUAAAGAAUGCCUUUUUGAA
Galdieria sulphuraria is the source of this 1405-nucleotide messenger RNA. RefSeq lists its product as uncharacterized. The transcript has a single exon. The record is from RefSeq and is a predicted model, not a curated record. Lineage: Eukaryota; Rhodophyta; Bangiophyceae; Galdieriales; Galdieriaceae. The coding region runs from base 325 to 1347 and encodes 340 amino acids.